Molecule: messenger RNA, 7558 nt
Organism: Oncorhynchus nerka (sockeye salmon)
Lineage: Eukaryota; Metazoa; Chordata; Actinopteri; Salmoniformes; Salmonidae
Product: ADAM metallopeptidase with thrombospondin type 1 motif, 17
Exons: 23
Coding region: 306-3785 (1159 amino acids)
Biological process (GO): extracellular matrix organization; proteolysis
Cellular component (GO): extracellular matrix
Molecular function (GO): metalloendopeptidase activity
Source: RefSeq, a predicted model, not a curated record
UUUAGAGCUUGCGGUAUUGACUGCUCGAGUGUGCUCUCUACCGCUCAGUGCGCGCUGUCCAUACAUCAAAAUACACUUCUAUACAAAUCUCUCUCUCUCCUAUGCUGACUUUUUGAUUUUUACAGUGCAGGAUACGGAGUCAUUCAUUUGGAAACACGUUCAUGUGAGAGAGGAGAGAGGCGCAUUUACCGGGAGAUGGGGGAAAAGUAUCAGGCAGCGCAUAGACAACACAGAAUUUGACUAAUGUGCGUGGAGAGCAACUUUGUUUAACGACACUGUAAAGGUUAAUUGAACAAUAACUGAAUAUGCAUCUAAAGCGCAUCUUCAGUCUCCUCCACCAGUUAUGUUUUCUUGGAGCAUUUGCCAUUGCAGAUCCACACCCCUUCCAGGAAUCCGAGUCCGAAAUUAUUUUCCCGGAGGUUUUUCCAGAUACAGGUCCACCGGCUCCUGAUAAACCAAAUAGCCGAGAGACUGACGCCAGCGCCGGAGCUCCCGAUAAACCAACUAGCCGAGAGACUGACGCCAGCGCCGGGAGCAGCUCUCGGGAGGUUCGUUCCAUUUCAAACUGGGAAGAGUACGAAUCUCCAGAGCUAUACCAUUGGGAACCUCAAGGACCGCAAACGGCUGCUUCCACAGGGCUGAGACUCAGAAUUCCUGCUUUUGGCAGGGACCUGCACCUCAUCCUGAAGAGAGACACUCGAUUUCUGUCCCAGAAAUUCAUGGUGGAGAGGAGACAGAAAGCACAAAAGGCAUCUCGGAGCAGUAUGCCAGUUUCGUCCGCUGCCAACACAGAAGAGAGAGGAUGCUAUUACAGCGGAACUGUUCUUAAUUACUCAGGAUCCAUUGCCUCAUUCAGCACCUGCGCAGGACUGAUGGGCUUCAUUCAACUCAAUGGAGACUUCCUCUACAUCGAGCCUGUCAAUAAAACGCUGGCCGUCACGGGACAGGCCCACCGCGUGUACAGGAGGAAGCGCUCCACCACCGAGGAGAGACAGACAGACAAGCAGACGACAGACAAACAGACAAGCAGCAACUAUUGUGGAGUCAUUCCAGAAAGACAGAAGAGUAAGAACAGGAAGCCGUCUGAGGGAGGCAGAGGGAAACGGUACUUGUAUAAACUACUCCACGAGUAUAACGUGGAGACUGUGGUGGUGGCCGACCCAGCUAUGGUCAGCUACCACGGCUCAGAGGCAGCCAAACGAUUCAUCCUCACCAUCAUGAAUAUGGUUUUCAACUUGUUUCAGCACAAGAGCCUGGGAAUACAGAUUAAUAUCAGAUUGACUAAACUUGUGCUGCUUCACGAAACACCAUCAGACAUGUACAUUGGUCACCAUGGUGAGAAGAUGCUGGAGAGUUUCUGUCGUUGGCAGCAGGAGGAGUAUGGGAAGAAGAGCGUGAUGUCAGACUUCAGCACUCGGUGGAGGGAGGACCUACCCUCUGUGGACACGGCCAUUCUAAUCACACGGAAGGAUUUCUGCGUGCAUAAAGAUGAACCCUGUGACACUGUAGGCAUUGCCUACCUGAGCGGCAUGUGCAGUGAGAGAAGGAAAUGCAUCCUAGCUGAGGACAACGGCCUCAACCUGGCCUUUACCAUCGCUCACGAAAUGGGCCACAACAUGGGUGUGAGUCACGACAACGACCACCAGUCAUGUGCGGACGGCCUCCACAUCAUGUCGGGAGAAUGGGUCAAAGGUCAGAACCUGGGCGAUGUUUCCUGGUCUGGCUGUAGCCGCGACGACGUGGAGAAGUUCCUCCGGUCCAAGGCCAGUAGUUGUCUCCUCCAGACCGACCCGCUGAGCUUGAAUUCAGUGAUCCUGCCAUUCAAACACCCAGGGAUGACUUACACGGCAGAUGAACAGUGUCAGAUCCUCUUCGGAACCACCGCCUCCCACUGUCAGAACAUGCAGUAUGUGAUGUGUUCAGGGCUGUGGUGCCGGGUGGAUGGAGAGAAGGACUGUAAAACCAAACUGGACCCACCCAUGGAUGGCACAGAGUGUGACCCAGGAAAGUGGUGUCGUGCUGGGGAGUGUGUGAGCAGAGCGGUGCCAGUGGAGCAAGCCAUGGGAGAGUGGAGCACCUGGGGGUCCUGGGGAACCUGCAGUCCAACCUGCAGCACUGGCAUCAGUGGACGCCAGCGCAAGUGUGAGAGUCCCAGUGGGAAAAGCCGGGACUGUGUCGGCUCCAGGAUGCAGUACAGGCUGUGUGAGAACCUACCCUGCCCUGCUGGGAGCCCCAGCUUCAGAGACCAACAAUGCCAGACCUUCAAUCGCCCCUCCCUGCACUGGCACUCCGUCAUGGAUGAUGAGAGGCCCUGUACACUGUUCUGUUCCUCCACAGAGAAAGAACAACCCCGCCUCCUGGCUGAGAAGGUGCUGGAUGGAACCUCCUGCGGCUCUCAGGAGUCUGGCCUCUGUGCCAACGGGACAUGUCAGAAAGUGGGCUGUGACAGGAUCCUGAGUUCGAUGGCAAGAGAGGACCACUGUGGGGUGUGUAAUGGCAACGGCAAGUCUUGUAAGGUCAUCAAGGGGGACUUCAACCACACCAAAGGAGCAGGCUAUGUGGAAGCUGUGAUCAUCCCCAAAGGGGCCAGGAGAAUCAGAGUGAUGGAAGAAAAGCCUGCACAGAGUUAUUUGGCACUCAAAGACACAAACAAGCAUUCCAUCAACAGCGACUGGAAGAUAGACCGCCCAGGAGCCUUCAACAUGGCGGGCACCACCGUUCACUACGUCCGGAGAGGACUGUGGGAGAAAAUGUCAGCCAGAGGUCCCACUACCUCCCCGCUGCAUCUCAUGGUGCUGCUGUUCAAUGAGCAGAACCAUGGCAUCCAUUACGAGUACACCAUCCCCACAGAGGCUAGCAUGGAACCCCAGGGGGGGUUAGGACCGGGGGCCAUGCCCAGCGAACCCCUCUUCAUGUGGACCCACUCUGGCUGGGAGGACUGCCAUGCCGUGUGUGGAGGAGGAGAAAGAAAGACAAUCGUCACCUGCACUAACAUUGUCAACAAAACUACAAGCGUGGUGGAAAACCGAAGAUGUCGUCACCUGACCAAACCUGAGCCUCAAGUCCGCAAGUGCAAUGAGCAACCCUGCCAGACAAGGUGGAUGAUGACUGAGUGGACGUCUUGCUCUCGUACCUGUGGUAGAGGCUCUCAGAGCAGACAGGUAGCCUGCACCUUGCAGCUAGCCAACGGCACCCUGGUCAAAGCCAAGGACCGCGACUGUGCCGGCCCCAAGCCGGCCCCCAACCAGCGCUGCGAGGGCCAGGACUGUCUCACCGUGUGGGAGGCUGGCGUGUGGUCUGAGUGCUCGGUGAAGUGUGGGCGGGGGGCACGCCAUCGGCUGGUGAAGUGCACCAACCCACGGAAGAAGUGUGACCUGUCGACCCUGCCCCGUGAGACGGAGGACUGUGAGGACUACUCCAAGUGUUACAUCUGGAGGACAGGAGACUGGGCCAAGUGCUCGGUCACCUGUGGCAAAAGCAUGCAGUCCCGGGUUAUCCAGUGCAUGCACAAGAUCACCGGGCGCCACGGCAACGAGUGCUUCUCGUCGGAGAAGCCGGCGGCGUACCGGCCAUGUCAGCAGCAGGCGUGCAACGAGAGGAUCAACGUCAACACCAUCACCUCGCCACGCCUGGCUGCCCUGACGUUCAAGUGUUUACGGGACCAGUGGCCGGUUUACUGCAAAGUCAUCCGCGAGAAGAACCUCUGCCAAGACAUGCGCUGGUAUCAACGCUGCUGUGAAACUUGCCGGGACUUUUACGCACAGAAGAUGCAGCAGAGGAGUUGACCCUCCCCUCACCCCCUCGCCCCCUCCUUCCAGGGGCGAACUUAGGUGUCAUAUCCUAUUUAUGUAUAUCAAGUGCACUUAUUCCAACACGUGGGAUGGACAGAACACACCUGUUUCAACCUAACCAGCUGUAGAUUAUAAGCACUGUAAAUGUGUGAUUAGUUCAUUGUGUUAUUGGUAUUGAGUCCAUACCAUGUCAUGUUAUUGGUAUUGAGUCCAUACCAUGUCAUGUUAUUGGUAUUGAGUCCAUACCAUGUCAUGUUAUUGGUAUUGAGUCCAUACCAUGUCAUGUUAUUGGUAUUGAGUCCAUACCAUGUCAUGUUAUUGGUAUUGAGUCCAUACCAUGUCAUGUUAUUGGUAUUGAGUCCAUACCAUGUCAUGUUAUUGGUAUUGUGUCGAUACUAUGCUCAUGUUAUUGGUAUUGAGUCGAUACUAUGGUAAUCUUAUUGGUAUUGAGUCGAUACUAUGGUCAUCUUAUUGGUAUUGAGUCGAUACUAUGUCAUGUCAUUGGUAUUGAGUCGAUACUAUGGUCAUGUUAUUGAGGUUGAAUCGAUACUAUGUCAUGUUAUUGGUAUUGAGUGGAUAUUAUGCUCAAGUUAUUGGUAUGUAGUCGAUACUAUGUUCAUGUUACUGGUAUUGAGUCCAUGCUAUUGCCAACGUUUUGGUAUUGAGUCGAUACUAUGGUCAUGUUAUUGGUAUUGAGUCGAUACUGUGGUAAUCUUAUUGGUAUUGAUUCGAUACCAUAGUCAUGUUAUUGAGGUUGAAGCGAUACUAUGUCAUGUUAUUAGUAUUGAGUCCAUAUUAUGUCAUGUUAUUGGUAUUGAGUCGAUACUAUGGUCAUGUUAUUGAGGUUGAAUCGAUAAUAUGUCAUGUUAUUGGUUUUGAGUCGAUACUAUGGUCAUGUUAUUGGUAUUGAGUCGAUACUAUGUCAUGUUAUUGGUAUUGAGUCAAUACUAUGUAUGUCAUGUUAUUGGUAUUGAGUCGGUCUAAGCACAUCUCUUUUGAGGGUGUAAUUGUUGACCAGCCUUCACCUUGGAUCCGUUGAGCUGAUAUACUGUAGAUCUACAUAAGGAUCCAACUCUUUGGUGUUUUUGGAGAAGUUUUUGUUUUUAAUAAUGUUAAUUCAUGCUAAUAUUUUGUAAAUGUCUUACCAUUUUCCAUACUGUAUUUUUUUCUCAUUAAUAUCACAUUGAAAAUCAGGCAAAAUCCAUCAAGGUAUACCACUUGUAGUUUCCAUAAAUUUAGUUAACCCCGUAUAAUGUAACCAAUGCAAUAGUGCCAAAAGUGCAAACUACAAACUUCAUUAAGCGUACCAUUGGACCUACUGUAGGUCUACUGGUUUCCUAUCAGUUUCUUCCCCCCCAAAAAACAGAAUGUCCCGCACACUGUUUAUGCUCCCAGGUACCACUGUUUAUCGGACAACAUUUUCAUCUGUAAGGAUCUUCAUCAGGUCAAAACAACCAGACAAAACGACCUGACAAAACAACCAGACAAAACAACCAGACAAAACAACCAGUCAAAACAACCAGACAAAGAUCCUUGUGGAUGGAACCGUUGUCUGAUAAAAGGUGUUAUUGGGAGCAUAAUCCGUGUGUUGGACUUUCUGGUUUUUUUUCUUCUUCUCAAGGGUACAUCUUUAGCCCAGCACAAACAUUUCUAUCUAUUUCAGCAUUGGUGAACUUCAUGCUAUCUGCUUGGUAUAGCCACUGCUAAGACUUUGGCUUCCAGCCGUGAGUAAUUACAAUGACGUUCUUGUCUUUCGUCAAGUUUAGCAAAAAUGUGUUUAGAGACACAAAUGGUACUGUAUGUUUAAUCUAUCUCAAACAGAAUUCACAAUACUGUCCAUUUAGAAGCAAUACUGAAAGGAUUACAGCUGCAAAGACUCUUACGUUUGAUUGAUAUGAUGUUUUAGGGUUUAGGACUUUCAGCUCUUCAUUUGCUUUGUACAUGUUUGGCUUAAUGUCGAACACUGUAAGCAACAAUGUGGCUUUGGAAGGAUUUGGAUAAUUGAUGAUACUUCUAGUAACGACAGCAAAUAUAUUCGUAUUAUUAACGUGCUGUUUAUGUGGUGCUAAUUAGUGUACUUGAGUGAACUUUUGGGGAUCUAGGCUUAAACAUAAAGUGUUGCCAAAUAGCCGAGGCUUGCUUAAAGUUGGAGAAAAUACUUUAUUGUAACAUUUACUGAAUUAAUCUAUGUCUAUGCAUAUGUUAACAAUAGUGCUGGCCUUAGGAUCUGUUGGGACUGAAACAAUUGUGUGGAAAGCUUGAGGACCCAAAUCUUUUCCGUCAAAUUUAACAUUGACAUCAGGGGUGUGUUCAGUACGUCACAUAGCGGUCGGUCUUCAACGUCUCAUUCAACGGAAAUGGUACUGUACUGAACGACCAGUUGAAGAACGGUGUAUGGUGUGUGUGCUGCCUAAACCAGAUCUUUACCAUGAUAAGGCCAGGCCUUGCUCGACAUUGCGGUGUCAGGUUUGUCCUGCGUCUUGUGAGAUUGUAUGGUGUGUGUGGUGUGCUGCACGAGUUUUGCGAUUUAAAAUGGUCACACACAUAUUGAUUGGCCCACACAUAUAUUGAUCAGUUCACACCCAUAUUGAUCAGGCCACACCCAUAUUGAUCAGGCCACACCCAUAUUGAUCAGCCCACACCCAUAUUGAUCAGGCCACACCCAUAUUGAUUAGGUCACACCCAUAUUGAUCAGGCCACACCCAUAUUGAUCAGGCCACACCCACCAAACGGGAGCAAACAUACCUGAAAGGCUGUUACGGGAACGCUGUGCAUCCCUUGGGGGGAAAUGUAGUUCAGUAGCAAACGUUGAAUCGAACUGAAUGCAUCCAAGUUACGCGCACGGAUCUCUCCAAGUUAGGAUUUGGAUCUAAGUGUCUUCAGGAGGGUUUCUAAAGGGAAAUUAUCCUCCAUUUUAAAUCACAUGAUCUGUAUCGAUAUUUCAAAAUGUGUUUCAAAAUCACUAAAGGGACAUUAUUUAGUCAUAUAGUAAACUAUCAUCCAUAUUUCCGUCAAAUAGUUAGUACAGUAUGGCCGACCUUGGUUGUGUACACCAGGAUGAGCCCACGGCUGUCUUGUAUGUUAAAGUCAAUGUUAGAACGACAACAUCUGAACAGCAAGCUGCUUCACUAGAACAAUCUGCUGUACAUCCUAUUCACACAACGAUGACCGUUUCUAGUGUAUCACUCCGCGGCCCUCUACUUGAAUAGAGAUAAUGUAGAACUAGGAAACACUGUACAUGUUUCUAGUGUAUCACUCCACGGCUCUCUACUUGAAUAGAGAUAAUGUAGAACUAGGAAACACUGUACAUGUUUCUAGUGUAUCACUCCACGGCCCUCUACUUGAAUAGAGAUAAUGUAGAACUAGGAAACACUGUACAUGUUUACACUGAAGUACUGCUGCACUGGUAUAUGGGUUGGCUCCGGGGUGAAGUAUCCCCUAGGUACUGUUCCUAGGACCCUAGAUCAGCGUCUAGGGGCAACUUCACCCUACUCUGGUUCCCAUGAGCCCUCAGUCUAGGCGUCACAUGGUGCAAAAAAAUACUGCUUGGUUUACACCUUCUGUCAUUGGCUGAAAACAAGUUGAAGUUGAGUGUCGUUGAAUUGAAUUAAAAUGGACAUUUUAUAGCACUGUUAAGGCCGUGUCAUUUUUUAUUGGCUUCCUACAUACCUGUGUGUCGCGUUGUCUCGUAAUGUCUUGCGGUUGUGUAGGAGAAAAAACUGCCUGCAUAUCAUGUUCCUGAGAAAAUAAUAAAAUAGAUUCUCCAU